CGAUGUUGCAUCAAUGGCUAUAGACACCAUUUCAAAUGUGGCAAUAUUCAUUGCUUCUGUAUUCUUGAUAAUAGGCAUUAAGAGGAGACAUCAUACCUUUGUUGCCCCUUGGGUCUUUGUUGUGGCUAUAUGUGUUGUCUUGAAUUUGUUGAAAUUGAUACCAAACCAGGAAACCCUUUUACAAUCUCUAGUUUCAGUUGCUAUUCAAGUUAUUAUUUGGUAUCCCAUAUUUAGCCUCUAUCAAGAGUUACGUAAAACUACAGUCAAUCCAGGUGACGAUUAUGAUGCCUGCCCAACAAAAGAACCAUCUGCUGAUGGUGAGGCGUAUCCACAAAAAACCGAUGAUAAUACCCCAACAGAAACCGAUAAUCCCACAGAAAUGGGUCAUUAGUCAUCGAAGUGGCAGAUAGUGGAAUGAUGAUGCCAUUAAUUUGAGAUUAUUGUUUUUAGAAUUAA
Stomoxys calcitrans (stable fly) is the source of this 456-nucleotide messenger RNA. RefSeq lists its product as uncharacterized. Lineage: Eukaryota; Metazoa; Arthropoda; Insecta; Diptera; Muscidae. The transcript has 3 exons. Bases 14 to 391 code for a protein of 125 amino acids. The record is from RefSeq and is a predicted model, not a curated record.